CCAGAUCCAGGUCCAGGUAAACGCUCGCGCUGGCCGCGGUCGGCCCAGACCCAAACCACACCGCGCACCAAAUCUCGCGUCGCUCUGCCGGCGAGCGGGCGGGGAGCACAAGAUAUCGCGAGAAGACGGAGUUUUCCCGCGAAGGAGAAUCGCGCGUUUUUCACUGACUUGGUCUUGGGCGAGAAGGCUGCGUCUGCCGCGGCCGUGAGGGCUUUGGCGUGCGGCUGUGCAGGCGCUGAGAGGAGGCGGGCCUGAGUCCCUGGGAGUCCAGCCAUGCCGGCAGAGCGGCCCGCGAGCAGCGGCGCUCCAGAAAUGGUUGAACAACCGGAGACUGCCGUGAUCACCCCAGCCAUGCUAGAAGAGGAAGAACAGCUUGAGGCAGCUGGGCUUGAGAGAGAGCGGAAGAUGCUGGAAAAGGCUCGCAUGUCUUGGGAUAGAGAGUCCACAGAAAUUCGGUACCGUAGACUUCAACAUUUGCUUGAAAAAAGCAAUAUCUACUCCAAAUUUUUAUUGACUAAAAUGGAACAGCAACAGUUAGAGGAACAGAAGAAGAAAGAGAGAUUGGAGAGAAAAAAGGAAUCUUUACAAGUUAAAAAGGGCAAGAAUUUAGUUGAUGCAAGUGAGGAGAAUCCAGCAGUAAGGAAGAAAAGAGGAAGAGAGGAUGAAUCAUACAAUAUUUCAGAGGUCAUGUCAAAAGAGGAAAUUUUAUCUGUGGCUAAAAAAAGUAAAAAGGAGAAUGAGGAUGAAAGUUCCUCUUCUACUAAUCUCUGUGUAGAAGAUCUUCAGAAAAACAAAGAUUCAAAUAGUAUAAUUAAAGAUAGAUUAUCUCAGACUGUUAGGCGGAAUACUAAAUUAUUUUUUGACCCAGUUCGGACAUGUAAUGGACAGCCAGUACCCUUUCAACAACCUAAGUACUUCACAGGAGGAGUGAUGCGGUGGUACCAAGUUGAAGGCAUGGAAUGGCUUAGGAUGCUUUGGGAAAAUGGAAUUAAUGGCAUUUUAGCCGAUGAAAUGGGAUUGGGAAAAACAGUUCAGUGCAUUGCUACAAUUGCAUUGAUGGUUCAGAGAGGAGUACCUGGACCUUUCCUUGUCUGUGGCCCACUGUCUACACUUCCUAACUGGAUGGCUGAGUUCAAAAGAUUUACACCAGAAAUUCCUACCAUGUUGUAUCACGGCAUAUUCAAAAACGGAAAGGGACCUUACAGAUUCAUCCUGUGGUAAUCACGUCAUUUGAAAUAGCUAUGAGAGACCGAAGUGCAUUACAGCAUUGCUAUUGGAAAUACUUAAUAGUAGAUGAAGGACACAGGAUUAAGAAUAUGAAGUGCCGUCUUAUCAGGGAGUUAAAACGAUUCAAUGCUGAUAACAAACUUCUUUUGACUGGUACUCCCUUGCAAAACAAUUUAUCAGAGCUUUGGUCAUUAUUAAACUUUUUGUUGCCAGAUGUAUUUGAUGAUUUGAAAAGCUUUGAGUCUUGGUUUGAUAUUACUAGUCUUUCUGAAACUGCUGAAGAUAUUAUUACCAAAGAAAGAGAACAGAACGUAUUGCAUAUGCUGCACCAGAUUCUAACACCUUUCUUAUUGAGAAGACUGAAAUCUGAUGUUGCUCUUGAAGUUCCUCCUAAACGAGAAGUAGUUGUUUAUGCACCACUUUCAAAGAAACAAGAAAUCUUUUACACAGCCAUUGUGAAUCGUACAAUUGCAAACAUGUUUGGAUCCAGUGAGAAAGAAAUAGUCGAAGUAAGUCCUACUGGACGAAUGAAACGGCGGACUAGGAAAUCAAUAAAUUAUAGCAAAAUAGAUGAUUUCCCUGAUGAAUUGGAAAAAUUGAUCAGUCAAAUACAGCCCGAUGUGGACAGAGGAAGAACUGUUGUGGAAAUGAAUACCCCUGUAGAAUCUGAAGUUAAUCUGAAGCUGCAGAAUAUAAUGAUGCUACUUCGUAAAUGCUGUAAUCAUCCAUAUUUGAUUGAGUACCCUAUAGAUCCUGUCACACAAGAAUUUAAGAUUGAUGAAGAAUUGGUAACAAAUUCUGGGAAAUUCUUAAUUUUGGAUCGAAUGCUACCAGAACUGAAAAAAAGAGGUCACAAGGUGCUGCUUUUUUCCCAAAUGACAAGUAUGUUGGAUGUCUUAAUGGAUUAUUGCCAUCUUAGAAAUUUCAACUUCAGCAGGCUUGAUGGAUCCAUGUCUUACUCAGAGAGAGAAGAAAAUAUGCACAACUUCAACACAGAUCCAGACGUGUUUAUCUUCUUAUUGAGUACACGAGCUGGCGGCCUUGGCAUUAAUUUGACUGCAGCAGACACGGUUAUCAUUUAUGAUAGUGAUUGGAACCCCCAGUCUGAUCUGCAAGCCCAGGAUAGAUGUCAUAGGAUUGGUCAGACAAAGCCAGUUGUUGUAUAUCGCCUUGUUACAGCAAAUACAGUUGAUCAGAAAAUUGUGGAAAGAGCAGCUGCUAAAAGAAAACUGGAAAAGUUGAUCAUCCACAAAAAUCAUUUCAAGGGUGGUCAGUCUGGAUUAAAUCAAUCUAAGAAUUUCUUAGAUCCUAAGGAAUUAAUGGAAUUAUUAAAAUCUAGAGAUUAUGAAAGGGAAGUUAAAGGAUCAAGAGAAAAGGUCAUUAGUGAUCGAGAUCUAGAGUUGUUGUUAGAUCGAAGUGAUCUCCUUGAUCAAAUGACUCUUUCAGGACCAAUUAAAGAGAAGACGGGGAUAUUCAAGAUUAUAGAAAAUUCUGAUGAUUCCAGUCCUGAGUGUUUGUUUUAAAUUGGAACUUUAAAAAAUUGCUUUUUAAAGUUCUUGUUUGUUUCUAGUGAUUUACCUAUAUUUGGUUUUAAAAUCCAGAUCAUCCACUUUACUGUUAUGACUAUAUCAGUUUACACAAUGUAACUACUAUUGUUACAUAGUUAAUAGACAAUAAUUUUCUGAGCCUUAUAAGAACAAAGAAGUAUUCAUAUUAAGUUUAGAUUUUCAGUUAAUUUUUGAGACUGGGUAAUACGAAUACAGGCUAAUAUGUAACCACUGCCAGAUUUAUACAGUCUUCCUGUGGAAGUUUAGUAAAUGUCCUUUUACCCCCUUUCUUUUAGCAGAACAGUUCAUGGGUUUUGGUACUUAAGUUAUGGAGUAGACAAUUGAUGGGGGAAAUUGGGAUUGUGCUUUCUGUUUUUUAAGUAAGAAAUUGUCUAUAAGAUGGUUUACCAAUAAAUGUUUGUUAUAAGGUGAUCUCAUCAAAAUUUUUUUUUUUUUCAGGAAAGUAAUAACUCAGGUGAAAUCAUAGUGAAAGAUUUGAUUGGCAUUGGGAUGUAUUAACAUUGUUGUUCUGACUUGGUUUAAUUCACUAGUCUUUCAUACAUGUUUCAGAUGAAGAUUUCAACUGGACAUUUGGUUAACACAGAGAAAGCUCUAAAAGAAACUGUAAGGUUGGGACCAACAGGUUGCGUAGUGGUUAUGUCAUUGGACUGCCACAUGACCAACUGCGGUUCGAGUCCCGGACCCAGUGGCUUGAAAAUCAGGCCAGGUGCA
Molecule: messenger RNA, 3506 nt
Organism: Tupaia belangeri chinensis (Chinese tree shrew)
Lineage: Eukaryota; Metazoa; Chordata; Mammalia; Scandentia; Tupaiidae
Gene: HELLS
Product: helicase, lymphoid specific
Biological process (GO): negative regulation of gene expression via chromosomal CpG island methylation; lymphocyte proliferation; pericentric heterochromatin formation
Cellular component (GO): pericentric heterochromatin; nucleus
Molecular function (GO): ATP binding; chromatin binding
Source: RefSeq, a predicted model, not a curated record